Protopterus annectens (West African lungfish) is the source of this 4561-nucleotide messenger RNA. RefSeq names its product para-nitrobenzyl esterase-like. The record is from RefSeq and is a predicted model, not a curated record. The transcript is spliced from 11 exons. The coding region runs from base 319 to 2112 and encodes 597 amino acids. NCBI's taxonomy places the organism in Eukaryota, Metazoa, Chordata, Ceratodontiformes, Protopteridae.
UCUUUACAAGUUUGCUGAGGGAGAGUGUCAGACUGAAGUCUAUGUCUCCUCUCUUUCCGAUUUACUUGCUUGUUUUGCUGGACGUAUGGAGUUGUUCUGAAAGACACAAAUGGAUUGUAAGUGGGAACUGGCUACUUGUGACUACAAGGACAUUGUUCCUCCAUAUUCUGUUUGCUUAAUGAAAUAGAGCAUAGCAGAAGGCAUAACAUUAAAGGUCUCAACACCUCGAAGGAAGGGUGAUUACUAACACGGUGAAAUAAAUACCUGUCUCAGUCACUAAACCGAAACCACUCAAACUUACUCUAUAAUAAAGCUACAAUGAGUGAUUCUGAGUCAGAUGGUGAAAUUAAUGAGUAUCAACACCUUGUGCAUUCUGCACAGGAAGAAGAACAGAUUUUCCAAACACCAGAACAAGAAAGACAGUUCUGUCCUCCACUGACUUUGAAAAAUGCAACUCUGAUUUGUUGUGGGGUCGUGGCACUAAGCUUCAUUGUGGCGAUAUUGGCAUUUUUGUCUGGGAUGUCUAGGAAGACCCUGGUGGAUGUUGUAACUGAGUGUGGAGUGGUGAGGGGUUAUCACAGUAAUAUUGCAUACUCAUUCAAAGCAAUACCAUAUGCUGUGCCCCCAGUAGGAGAUUUAAGAUGGAAGCCACCACGAGGACUUAAAGAGGCCAAUUUUUGCUGGAAUGGCUCUUAUGAUGCUACUGCAUUCAGAGAUAUGUGUGCCCAGAUUCGGCCCAUGAGCUCAAUUGGAAAAGUAAUGGGUUCUGAAGACUGCUUGCACCUCAAUGUAUGGACACCCACACUGGAUAAGAUGGCAAAGUUGCCAGUCAUGGUAUAUAUUCAUGGGGGCUGCCUGCAUGUACUUAGUGGCUUUGAGAAAGGCUAUCAUCCCACAGAGGAGCUGGCCAAGGUGACAAAUACAGUCUAUGUCAGCCUGAACUAUCGUCUGAAUGCAUUUGGAUUUAUGGCAUUGGAGCUUUUAAGAAAAAAUUCAGCACAAAAUAUAUCAGGUAAUUAUGGGUUCAUGGACCAGAUAGAAGCCUUGCGUUGGGUGAAGAAUAACAUCCUUGCUUUUGGAGGGGACCCAGAAAAAGUUACCAUUUUUGGUCAAAGUUCAGGAGGCACAUCUGUCUGGACGCUGAUGAUGUCACCACUCGCCAAAGGUUUGUUCCAUCGGGCUAUUGACAUGAGUGGUUCCUACAUCUACAAUAAAUCAUUGGAAGACACAGAGAAAGACAAUCUGGUGUUUUUGAAUAAGACAGGGUGCAAGAAUUUGUCAUGUCUUUAUUCACUAACCAAAGAACAAAUCCUGCAGGCAAUCCCAUGGCAAGAAUAUCCUUACUGGGCAGUGGAAGACUUAAUGGAUAUCCCGGUGAAAGGACAGUUUGAUGGUGCAGUAGCUGUGGUAGAUGGGUAUGUGGUACCAGCUCCCCCCUUAGAGAUGUGGAAGAACAAGUCAUCAGGCUACAAUGAUGUGCCAUUUGUGAUUGGCACAACACAGCAGGAAGCUGAUUAUAGCCCCACAUUUGCCAACAUCACUUUCUGGAGCCAAAGUGACUUUGAAAUGGUUGUCAAAGAAGGGCUAGCACCUUUUGGCCAAGAUAUCAGCAAUGAUGCUCUGAGCCUGUACAACAGUGUGGAGAUCUGUACCAUGACUGAGCGCUGUUUCGAGAAAGUCUACACCACAUUGGUUUCAGACAUGAGAGUGACAUGCCCAAACAAUCACAAAGCCACAGAGGCAGCAGCUGCUUUGUCCAGUCCUGUCUAUCGUUAUGUGGUCACUUACAAUCCAUCAAAGGAGGUGAAGGAACUGGACCUGUUGUCUUUCCACAGUCGUUUUGCCUUUCACUUACUGGAUACUUAUGGGUUCUUUGGAGCCCUUGAUUAUGUACUUGGAAGUACAACUGCUUCAGACAGAAAUUUCAGCCGUCUUCUUCAGAAAUACUUCUCUAUAUUUGCCAAAACUGGCAAAAUGCCAGAUGAGUGGGGUACUUACCCACAAAAUAUUGCAUAUCUGUCAGAAUUACUUUCCAUCAAGUCUGACUACUACCCAGAUCGCUGUGCACUUUGGGAGAAAAAUGGGUUCUUUUCCUAUGCCUGGAUUAAUUGAAAUGAUGGACAACAUCUGUACUUCAGUAAUACUAAGAACUUGAAAAGGAACAGAAGGUGCUUUUCUUCCUGCUGCAUUGGUGACUGGUGUGUGUUUAGCCAAGCAAGACAUACAGAAACAGAUUUUAAAGCAGACAUAAUACACUCAAGAUACCUAAUUGACAAACUACUGCAGGUACUGUAGAAAGAACAGAGCAAGAAGACAAAAUGCCUACACUUGAUCCGGUGGGAAUUCAUUGUGAGUAGCAGUUCAAUAUACAGCCAGAUGAAAUACACUACUCUUCUAAAAUUCUGACAUUAUUUAUGUUUAUUACAUAGUGUGUAGUAUAUCUUACUGGAGAUCAAUCAUAAAUGCCCAAUUCUUACAUAUGAAAAAAAAUCUAUCAAAACAAUGUCUCUGGUUAUUUGCAUAGAUACAUACUCUGCACAUUUUAUUUAUUCUGUACUUCAGAGAUGGAGGAAAUACAUUGACAAUAACAUUUUAAAACUUGAAAUAACUGCUAUGUUAAGUUGUUCACAAAAGGAAGCUGUAAAUAAAAUAGGGAAAGAAUCAACCGUUUAUAGAAGUGCACAAGUCACAUAUAAACAUACACUGAAAUCACAUAUGAUUAAAUACAAAAUAAUAUUUGUCAGGAUGUCUAAGGAUAAACUUGGGAUACUUUGAAAAUCCUCGAGUAAGCCAUGGAUUUUGUGAAUAAAUGCAAAUUAUAUGUACAUAUUCCAUCAUGUUGUGUUUUUCUACUUGUAACAUACUCAGCCAUAUUUAAUAGGCUUUUUCUAAUUUUCUGAGGCAUGAAAUAGGUUUUGCAGCAAGAUUUCUAACAUGGGCUAAAACAUGGAAUGUCAUGGGUUUACAUCACAUGCUAAACAAAUAGUAGGUGCGUCAAGGCAGAAGAAAGGAUAGGGAGCUGGGUACUAGGGAAAAUGGUAUGGUUUCAUUAAAAUGUAUCAAACAACAAUAUAUUAUAUCAAAUGCUUCAGUUUUUGUGAGUAGUUAUGCAACUGCAAGAUUUCAGAGGCAUUGUUAUAAUUACAUGGAGUACUAUAUAGUUUGAUAAUCCAUAGAACCAGAUGGAAUGGGAUUUUAUAUAAAUAUAUAUAUAUAUAUAUAUAUAUAUAUAUAUAUAUACAUUUUUAAGCUGAUAUAAAAUUUGAGAAAAUACAGGUAGUCUCUAAUAUUAAUUAUAAAAAGAAAUUAAACAUGUGUGGCAAUGGAUAUAACUCAGCUGUAUUUAAGACUGCUAAAGUAAAAGAACACAAUGGCAAAAAGUAUGACUGAAAUUUUUGUACUAUAUAGUAAGUAAUGAAAGUGGUAGGGACAGAAGCUAAAAGUCAUUACUUCUUUGCAAAACGAGUCUUCACAACAUUGCUUACACUAAUUCUGUACAGCAGCACUGAACUGUACAAAGAUGGCGAAUGGCCUCCAUCACAUUAAUUCAUGUUAUAAAACAUUAAGGGCCUUGUUCUUUACCAGAAUGCUGUUUUUGUGAAAAGUAUGUCAAAUAUAUAUGCUGGGGAAAGAGAUUUGGGAGAAGUGUUUAAUUAAUCUGAUGUGUCUGAAGCUGGUAAAGACAAAUCAUGUUAAAGUAUGAAAGUUAAACUGUUUGUUAUUCAACAAAAAUGUUUCAUGUAUGUGGGUCCAAGAUUUAAGAAAAUAAAGACAAAUAUGCUGUAAAAGGACAAGACAAUGUAUGGAUUAUGGUACAAUGCUUGCAACAGGUAGAUGGGAUUGCAAAAAACAUCAUUUGUGUAUGCAGUUAGGUUGCAUUUAUUAAGGUUAGCAAUUUAUAUUCGUUAGGUGUGUUGGGAUACAGCUCAUAGUUCAAAUGUGAUUUAAUGUAGUUGAGGCUCUAAGAUUAACUAAGAAAACAGUCAUCUUUUAUUGCAUUAUAAAAAGACAAAAAACUAAGUAUAUGUCUGUUGGACUAAAGGGUAAUUUGGGUAUUCAUAUUCAAAAACAGCUGUCACAGACAGACUGUCAUAUUAACCAUGGCUUCUGUUUUUUAUGCUGGCCUGAAGAAUUCAUGAUCCAUGCAUAAUGACAUUUCUGUAAAAUUUUGUAACAGAAUUUGCAAAAAAAAAUAGGUAUGUAAUAAACAGUGCUACGCAAAAAAGUCUUGUCAGUUAAUGCAAACAUAUUGGCAGAAGUCUCUUCUAAUCCAUGCUGAUCCACAGAGAGGCAAAGAGGCAUUGUGUAAUCCAUUUAUUUUGCAAAAGGCAGGCGGAAUGGGAAUUUAGAUUGUAUGAGUUUAUGGAAGGUAUGUGUCACAUUUAUUUAAAAAUAUGUGAACUGUGUUUCAAAUAGAGCAACAUAUGGGCAAUAAGUAAGACAUAGCAUUUGGAGGUGACAGUUUCAUGCUACCAAAACAGUAAAUCAACUAUUCAUUUAUGUAUAUCUGAUUUUUAAUAAUUGCAGAGCAUAAAAUGAUCAAUAAAUUAUCGAUUCAAAU